This is a messenger RNA of Saprolegnia parasitica CBS 223.65, 1615 nucleotides long. RefSeq lists its product as hypothetical. Gene Ontology annotation, cellular component: cytoplasm. The coding region runs from base 1 to 1536 and encodes 511 amino acids. Gene Ontology annotation, molecular function: arginyl-tRNA--protein transferase activity. NCBI's taxonomy places the organism in Eukaryota, Oomycota, Saprolegniomycetes, Saprolegniales, Saprolegniaceae. The transcript has 4 exons. The record is from RefSeq and is a predicted model, not a curated record. Gene Ontology annotation, biological process: protein arginylation.
AUGUCGGUCGUGCGUCUCUACGGCAGCCGGCCGACGCAGUGCGGGUACUGCGCGGCGAAGAAGGAGUCGCGCCAGUACGUCCUCGAGGCCAUUUCUCUAGCCAUCGACGACUACCAAGCGCUCAUUGACCGAGGAUGGCGGCGCUCCGGCAUGCACCUCUAUCAGCCCGACAGAGACCACAUCUGCUGCGUGCCGUACACGAUCCGCCUGCAUGCGCCGCAGUUCACGCCCUCCAAGGCCCAUGUCCGUGUCCAGCGCAAGCUCGAUGCCUUCCUCGAGCACCGCCCUACUGGCUCCAAGAAGCGAAAACGCCCCGACGACGACGAGGCUGGGCCGCAGCCGAAGAAGACGUCGCCAAGUCCCACGUGUGCGAUGCUCCAGGCGCAGCUAGAGACCGUCGUGUGGGCCUACCUCGAGCCUUACAUCGACGACACGGCGGCGGCUUCAGCCAUCUUGCAGCCCAAGAUCCAGGUACGCCCGCAGCAAGUCUUGCGUGUUCAUAGACGCACGACGAGUGCAGGUGCGGCGCACCAAGGCGACAGCAUCCAAGAUGACCGAUCGAGGGACGUACACGUCGCCGGUGGCCCACGCGAUCAGCGCCUAUGUACGACAGCUCGCCGAUCAUCCACACUUCGCUCACAUGCACAUCCCAUGCCUACGUCCGUCUCUGCCGCCGACGUCGCAGCGGCCAUUGCUGCACGCAUGACGCUGCCGUCGAGCGACAUGUCCGUGUCGGCCGUCAACGGUUUUCUCAACUUUUGCCUUGCGGACGAGCCGGCGCCAGCAACCGCGCCGCCACCAUCGCCUCUGCCGGCACCUGCGUCCCGUCAACGUAGCAAGCGCGACUGGGUGCUUGAGACCGUCCGGCCGAUCAACACGCCAGAGAUCUACGACGUCUACAAGGCGUACCAAGCGCAUGUCCAUGCCGACACGGCCGUCACGCCGUCCUCGUUCGAGUCGUUUCUUGUCCAGUCGCCGUUGCCGGCGGUGCCGGGGUCCGCCGAAGGCUCGUUCUUUCAGCUGUACCGCCUCGACGGCGAGCUUGUGGCGGUUGGCGUCAUUGACGUCCUCGGUGCCAACUGGUCGUCCGUGUACUUUUUCUACAAGCCAAACUACGCGCACCUCCAGCUCGGAACGUACUCGGCGCUGCGCGAGAUUGCCCGCUGCACGCGUGGCUACUACUACAUGGGCUACUACAUUGGAAGCUGCGUCAAGAUGCAGUACAAGGCGCGCUUCACGCCGUCCGAGCUCCUCUGUCCCAAGACGCUGACGUUUGUGCCAUUGACACCCGACGUCCAAGCCCGCGCCGACGCCGACGCCUCCAAGGUCGUCCAGCUCGCGACCAGCCCGCUCGUCGCUUCGACGCCGCAAGACGACGACGUGAUCGAUGCCAUCGUGCUGGUCUUUCCCGACUGCGCUGUCUGCGUCAAAGACGCAAAAGCGUCGUUGCAUCCCGUCGUGCUCGAGCACCUAUCCGACUUUGCCGCCAUGGUGGGCCCGCACUUGGCGAGCCGUCUCCGCGUGCAAAUGUUCUAGCCCAUUAACUGCGUCUAGGUAGUACUACGUUUUAGGAGGAACUAUGUAUUCGUGCAGCACCAACAACCUUGACAAGAAG